Molecule: messenger RNA, 564 nt
Organism: Striga hermonthica
Lineage: Eukaryota; Viridiplantae; Streptophyta; Magnoliopsida; Lamiales; Orobanchaceae
Source: the annotation of a GenBank genome assembly
AUGUCUGCAACUUGUUAUGGAAUGCCUACAAUUUCUGUUGCGAGCCCGUUGCCGAAAAGGGCUACUCCGAGCCCGAUUUUCGGAAAUUCGAACUUCGUGUUGCCAUUGAAGAGAGAUGUCAAAUUUGUAGUUAGAAGCAUGGCCGAGGAAGAUGAGGUGAAGGGGGUAGCUCAAGCAGAUGCAACCCCCCCUAAGCCAACCCCUCCACUGAAGCCUAAGGUGAGCACCAGCUUCUCAGAUGUGCUAGCCUUCAGUGGGCCGGGCCCUGAAAGGAUCAACGGCCGGCUGGCGAUGAUUGGGUUUGUGGCGGCCAUAGGGGUUGAGCUGGCUAACGGGCAAGAUAUCUUCUUGCAGGUGCAGAAUGGUGGGGUUUCGUGGUUCCUGGGCACGACCGUCUUGCUGUCACUUGCAUCCUUGAUUCCGAUGUUUAGAGGUGUAACAGCUGAGUCUAAGUCUGGGAAUCUGAUGACAUCAGAUGCCGAGCUUUGGAAUGGGAGGUUAGCUAUGCUCGGCCUCGUGGCUUUGGCCUUCACUGAGUUUGUGAAAGGCAGUGCUCUUGUGUGA